AUGAUUCCAAAGGAAUUAAUUUGUCAAGUUGAUGAAAACUCCUCUGAUGAAUGUGUGGAAAAGAAAAUUAUUUAUUUCUGUGGUAAUUCACUUGGACUUCAACCAAAGUGCCUUUCAAAGAAUAUUGAAAAGGAAUUACAAAAGUGGGCACAUAUUGGUGUUGAAGGACAUUUCAGUGCAUCGUUUGGAACUAACAAAUGGUUUGAAGUUGAAGAAUCUGUGAAGAAUGCAAUGGCUAAGGUUGUUGGAGCUAAACCAAUUGAAGUUACUGUUAUGAAUAGUUUAACUGCUAAUUUACAAGUUUUACUCACUUCUUUCUAUAGACCAACUGCACAAAAAUACAAGAUUUUAGUUGAACAAUAUCCAUUCCCAAGUGAUAUGCAUGCUGUGACCUCUCAUGUCAGAUGCAGAAUUGAAGAAUUGAGAAGUAUGUUGGGAAGUCAUUUGUCAAGUGAUGAAAUUGUUGAAAAGUGUAUCACUCUUGUUGGUCCAAGAGAAGGAGAAGAAAUUAUUAGAUCUGAAGAUAUUGUGGAAUGUUUAAAGAGUGAUUCCUCUAUUGCACUUUCACUUGUUGGAGGAGUUCAAUUCAUGACUGGUCAAUGUUUUGAUAUGAAAACUAUUGCACAAACUUGUCAAGAGUUGGAUAUUGUUUGUGGAUUUGAUUUGGCACAUGCUGCUGGUAAUAUUGAUUUGAGACUUCAUGAUUGGGGAGUUGAUUUUGCAUGUUGGUGUUCUUACAAGUAUUUGAAUAGUGGACCAGGUGGAAUUAGUGGAAUUUUUGUACAUGAAAAACAUUCAAAUGAAACUAUGGAACAAAGACCAAGAUUUAUGGGUUGGUGGGCAAGAGAAAAGGCAACUCGUUUUUCACUUUCGACCAAGUUUGAACCUCAACCAGGUGCAGCUGGAUUCCAAAUGUCGAAUCCUUGCAUUUUAAGUAUGACUGCUAUUCUUUCGAGUUUGAGAGUUUUUGAAAUGGCUGAAAAAGAUGGCCAAAUAAUGAGCGUUUUGAGAAGCAAAUCUAAUUUGUUAACUACUUAUUUAGAAUUGCUCAUUAGACAAGAGUUGAGUGACAAGAUCUUUAUCCUCACACCAUCAAAUCCAAAUGCUAGAGGUUGUCAAUUAUCUAUUAGAGUUUUGCACAAGAAUUUGGACUAUGUUGAUUCUGAACUCAAGAAGAGAGGAGUCAUUAUUGACAUUAGAGAGCCAGAUAUUAUCAGAGUAUCUCCAACACCUCUCUAUAAUCAAUUUGUUGAAGUUUAUGAUUUUGUUCAACUUUUGAAAGAAAUUUUGAAUUAA
Naegleria gruberi is the source of this 1296-nucleotide messenger RNA. RefSeq lists its product as uncharacterized. The record is from RefSeq and is a predicted model, not a curated record. The coding region runs from base 1 to 1296 and encodes 431 amino acids. NCBI's taxonomy places the organism in Eukaryota, Heterolobosea, Eutetramitea, Acrasida, Naegleriidae. Gene Ontology annotation, cellular component: cytoplasm. Gene Ontology annotation, biological process: NAD+ biosynthetic process. The transcript has a single exon. Gene Ontology annotation, molecular function: kynureninase activity; pyridoxal phosphate binding.